Arabis nemorensis is the source of this 747-nucleotide messenger RNA. Lineage: Eukaryota; Viridiplantae; Streptophyta; Magnoliopsida; Brassicales; Brassicaceae. The record is from the annotation of a GenBank genome assembly.
AUGGCGGCUUCUCUGCAAUUCGCAAACCCUACAUUGUCUCAAACCCUAGCUUCUCCGAUCAGAUCUUCUUCCUUCCGAUCUCCAUUUCUCAGAUUCGAUUCCUCCUCCGUCUCUUUCCAUUCCAAACUCGUUUCCUCGAGAGAAGCAUCAUCGGCGUUCGUAACUCGCUCCGCCGCAGAGCCACAAGAGAGAAAAACCUUCCAUGGUCUCUGCUAUGUCGUCGGCGACAACAUCGACACUGAUCAGAUCAUUCCCGCUGAGUUUCUCACCCUUGUACCUUCGAACCCAGACGAGUACGAGAAACUCGGUUCCUACGCGUUAAUCGGACUUCCGGCUGCUUACAAGGAACGAUUCGUUCAGCCAGGGGAAAUGAAGACGAAGUAUUCGAUCAUUAUCGGAGGUGAAAACUUUGGAUGUGGAUCGUCUCGUGAACAUGCUCCGGUUUGUUUAGGUGCGGCGGGAGCUAAGGCAGUGGUGGCUCAGUCUUAUGCUAGAAUCUUCUUCAGGAACUCUGUGGCUACUGGUGAGAUUUAUCCGCUUGAUUCGGAGGUUAGGGUUUGUGAUGAGUGCAAAACAGGGGAUGUUGCUACGGUUGAGUUGAGGGAAGGUGAUAGCAUUUUGAUCAAUCAUACGACGGGGAAAGAGUACAAGCUUAAGCCGAUUGGUGACGCUGGACCGGUCAUUGACGCCGGAGGUAUAUUCGCUUAUGCUAGGAAAGCUGGAAUGAUUCCAUCUGCAUCAGUCUGA